AAGGCAAUCAACAAUAUGCAGAUUGCUUUCUUUUACGGUGUUCGUAAAAAAACUAUCAAAGUGUUAAACUUACCGCAACUUUAUCUGCAGUCGCAAGCAAGUGGCGGAUCUCGCAGUAGUAAAAUGCCCGUACACGAAUUUAAAGUGGAAAUGACAUGCAGUGGGUGUUCUGGAGCAGUAGAGCGAGUUUUAGGAAAACUAGGUGAUAAGGUAGAAAAAGUUUCCAUCGACUUGGAUGAGAAAACUGUUCUUGUGACGUCAAAUUUAUCGGCCGAUGAACUUUUAGAAGUAAUUAAGAAGACAGGAAAGACGACUACUUAUGUUGGGGUGAAAGAAUGAAACGAACUUUUUUGCAAAUUUAAAAAAAUUGCAAAAUUAAAAUUGGAAGUUUGAAAAAUAAUAAUGUAAAAUGUAAAAAUAUAUUUUUAAAUUCUUAUUAAAAUUGAAAUUUUACUAAAUUAAAUUUAGAAGUGAUUAAUACUAUACUCAAUUUCAAUUAUUAUGUCAAACACUAAUCCAAAAUAUUUUAAAAAUAUGUGAUUGUCGUUUAAGAAUGAUAAAUUAAAAGAUUAAUAUUGAUAUAAUAUAAUGUCUAUUCUAAAUACUUAACAAAGUGAAGUUAUUAGCACUACGCGGUUGAAUUAAAUUUUUAAAUACUUAUAUACAUAAAUAUUUCUAAUAUGAUGUUGAAGUUUAUAAGUAGUAAUUGAACUUUAAAUUAGAAAGAGUUUAAACAUUUAUUAAUAUUAAUAUCGAACAGUUAUUUAGAUACGCCAAUUUUUUUCUUAUGAUUAAUUAUGUAAGUUUAAAUAAAUAAUAUACAUUUUAAUAUUCAUCCCGACUUGUGAUGUCGCUUUAGACAGAACUAAAAUUUAAAUUUUUUUAAAUAAUUAAACAUAUAACAUUUAAUAAAGUUUUGAUUCAUGCAAAUGAUAUUUUAU
This is a messenger RNA of Teleopsis dalmanni, 941 nucleotides long. It is a transcript of the gene Atox1, whose product is annotated as copper transport protein ATOX1. The coding region runs from base 16 to 339 and encodes 107 amino acids. Gene Ontology annotation, cellular component: cytosol. Gene Ontology annotation, molecular function: metal ion binding; copper chaperone activity. The record is from RefSeq and is a predicted model, not a curated record. Gene Ontology annotation, biological process: copper ion transport. The transcript has 4 exons. NCBI's taxonomy places the organism in Eukaryota, Metazoa, Arthropoda, Insecta, Diptera, Diopsidae.